This is a messenger RNA of Malus domestica (apple), 1179 nucleotides long. Lineage: Eukaryota; Viridiplantae; Streptophyta; Magnoliopsida; Rosales; Rosaceae. The record is from RefSeq and is a predicted model, not a curated record.
AUGGAAACCAUUCUCAUAGCCUAUGAUCCAUGGGAUGUGGUUGAAGCUGGCCUUGCUGAACAACAAACUCCCAGAGAGGAAGUUUCUAAGGAAGAAGGAGAAAGCGAGUCAGAGCACAUUCCAGUUGAAGGACCAGUUGUCUCAAAGGAGAAAAAUAUCAAGAAUGCCAAGGCUCUAAGUCUCAUUCAAGGAGCAAUCACUGAUGAACUUUUUCCUAGAAUUCGGAAUGAGAAGACUGCAAAAGGUGCCUGGGACAUCCUGAGAAGAGAGUUCAGAGGAGAUAAAAAGGUAAGAGCUGUGAAAUUACAAGCCAUUAGAGCUGAUUUUGAAUAUCUAAGGAUGAAUGAUGUUGAAUCUUUGGAUGACUACCUGGCUCGGUUCUUUGAGAUAGUAAACAACUUGAAAUCUCUAGGAGAAGAUGUAACAGAGAAAAGAAUUGUUCAAAAGCUGUUGAUGAGUCUAAGUAGGAGAAAUAAGUCCAUAGUGUCAAUCAUUGAAGAAACCAGAGAUCUAGACACUAUUAGAGUUGAGGAAGUCCUAGCUUCAGUGAAAGUCUAUGAUAAAAGAGAAGAUUUGCAUGAUGAAAGAGAUAAAUACACAAGUACUGAGAGGGCUUUCAACAGUCUUAAAGUUAGAGGAAAUGGAAAUAGCACUGGAAAUUUCAAAGGGUCUCAGUACAAGACAAAUCCAAAAUGGAGUCAAUAUAAGAAGGGAAAAAAUUGGUCUCAAAAUGGAAACUGGAACAAUACCAGUGGUUCAAGCUGGAACAACAACUUUGCGGGAAACUGGAACAAUAAAUCCAAUCCACAGAACAAGCAAGGGAGUAAUAGUCAAAGUGGUGUAAAACCACAGUGCCAAGUCUGUGAGAAAUACCAUUUUGGUGUGUGCAGAUAUAAAGGAAAAGCCAAGUGUGGAAGGUGCAAUCGAUUUGGUCACUUAACUAAGGAUUGUGACAAUGGUAAACAAGUUGCAAACUGUGCAAAGGAAGAAGAUGCAAUCACAGCAACCAUGUUCUAUGCUUGUCAUGCAAGUUCAAUUGCAUCAAGCAGGUCUGUGUGGUUUGUGGAUAGUGCAUGCAGCAACCACAUGACCUCUCAAGAGUCCUUAUUGAUUAACCUUGAUAAGUCAGUGACCUACAAAGUAAAAAUGGGCACUGGAGACCUUGUUCAAGCCACAUGA